Molecule: messenger RNA, 1633 nt
Organism: Moneuplotes crassus
Lineage: Eukaryota; Ciliophora; Spirotrichea; Euplotida; Euplotidae
Source: the annotation of a GenBank genome assembly
UGAACACCAAUUGUUAUAGGUAAGCUUUCUAAUACUGAAAAUGGGUAUUUGACAAAAACUUAAGAAAUAGCCCAAAUUUGGAGUGGUAUCACUGGAAUUUUGACUGGAGUUUGAUGGAAUUUGGGUGGCUGAAGCUGAGGGGGUGGAAGGACUGAAGGGGUACAUUUUCUCCAAUUCUAACCCCUAAAACCUCCUUGAAUCAUAAAAACCUAGCUAUUUCACUAACCCAAACACUAAAUAAUUCUAUAGAAAAGACUCCGAAAGUGAUGACCUCCCACUUCACCCCUUACUUGAGAUGAGAGAUCUCCACAAAAAGAGAAAGAAGAAUAAGAACAGGAAAUCGCUCCAGAUCUCAAACAAAUUCCAAUCGUUCAGACGCUUAGACAGAGAAGGCUCAUGAAAAAGGAGGUCUGUGAACAAUCCAAACCAGGAUGUAACUGUGACUCCGAACCUUCCAAAGCCACAGGUAUUGGGAGAGAAGAGGAACAACUCCAGCAUAAAAGAGGUCAAAAGGACUCCCGAGGUAACAAGAAAGUCCCUGAUGCCUAGUUUUGAAUCAGGGUAAUAAAAGCAGCCAAGGGAGAAGAAGUCUCUGAGUUUAUGACUCUAACAGAAAUAGCUUGAAAGCUGGAUCAUAUAACUUUAGAGUAAAGGAAGUCAAAGAAUCCAAUUCUCCUAAUCUAGAUGCUCCUCUUAGCACUGCUGAAGAUAGCAGGUUCCUAUCAGUACAAGGAUAUACCAUGAGAGAUGCCAAAGGCUUUUUAAUUAAGAGACGAAAUAAGUCUGAGGCAGCCUCAAUUUCACCAAAGAUGAAAUCAAAGGGCAGUUCAAAAAGGAAGGUUCUAAUGAGCAUCAAAAUUAAUCUAGUUGUCAAAGCCUUAGAGGCCUACACAAAAUUAACCAACCCAGACGAAGAACUUAUGGUCAUAGCCAAGGGGUGUGUCAAGCAAUCUUAUUGCAAAGUGGAGCGUCUUAUUUACAAAAUACUCAAAAAGUUCGGACCUCAGCUUGAGAUUGAAAAGAAACAAAAAGUUAUCAGCGCUUUGAAAUCCCCUGCAACAGAUGCGAGUUCUUUUAGGACUCUAGCACCUGAGAGAAAGAAGAGGAUACAUAGACUUAACAUGGGUGUAUCAAGGAACAAGAAUAUUAUUAUGAACUCACCUAUGACAAGGAAGCAUAACCUCACAGUAGGAAACCCUGAUCUACCUCAUUCAUGCCGAGGCAAAGGCAGCUUAUUUGUUCUUGACAAGGGCAACAAGUUGAAGCUAAAUAUCCGUGCGAAGAAAGUCGUCCUCCCUCCCAUCUCUGGGAGUAAGGAAAAAGGGCUUACUUCAAAGAUCAAACAAUUUCUUGGCAUUCAGAAAAAGAAAAAGAACUUCAAGUACAUCAUAUUCAAGAGAAAGAUUCAUGAAAAUUAAUCAUAAUUUGUUAUAAAUUUUGAUAAACUUAAGUAGCCUCAAUAGUUCAAGAGUAGGACUGGAUGAGUAGGGUACGAGAAUUAGGUUAUAGAGACUGGGAACAAAUUUUGGACCUAGCAACUCCUUCAUUAACAGCAUUUGAUAUAUUAUUGUCACUGUUAGGAGUCCCUGAAUUCACAAAUUUUGUCAAAUUCAUUUAAUAAAAGAUCUGCAUU